Molecule: messenger RNA, 3180 nt
Organism: Haliotis rufescens (red abalone)
Lineage: Eukaryota; Metazoa; Mollusca; Gastropoda; Lepetellida; Haliotidae
Product: breast cancer anti-estrogen resistance protein 3 homolog
Exons: 7
Coding region: 460-2976 (838 amino acids)
Biological process (GO): small GTPase-mediated signal transduction; positive regulation of peptidyl-serine phosphorylation
Molecular function (GO): guanyl-nucleotide exchange factor activity; protein binding
Source: RefSeq, a predicted model, not a curated record
GGGACAUCUAUUUAUAGCAUAGGGCCUCAUGUGAUUUCUGUGAUAGACUGCAGAGUGGUUCGUGAGCCUACACACUGAGAGGAGGCUCCCACUACUAUCAUACUAAUACAAGUCCCACUGGUUGUGAGAAGUCAGUUCACACAUUAGAUCACUGUGCCUUUUCACUCAGGGUAGGAGCACCAAAGGUGUGCUUGGAUAACGAGCCUCACCUGGAUUACCUGGUUCCCAGUUAAAGUGUAACAGUGUAGAAUUACUGACGAGCACACAGUCAGCUGUAAACACGUUGAAGAGAAUAUACAUUCUGUGUUGUGUGGGAAGUGCAGGAAGUCGUCACAUGUCGGACUGUCACUGUAGGAGUACAGGUGGAACACAACAUACCUGGAUUUACCUGUGACCUAGUUGGGGUAUUUUCACCUGUACAGGCUGGUGUUAGAGAGGGAGUCCCGCCACCAGUCUCGGAUGGCCCAGAAGCACAUCGCGGUGUCCACGUGGCUCGAGGCCCUUGGGAUGCUGGAGUACCUGUCCACCUUCCACCAGUAUGGAGGAGUUGAGGAACUGCUCUACAUACAGGAGGGGGAGAUACGAGACCUCGGCAUCAAGAACGGCGCUCACCGAGCCAAACUUGUCUCCAGUCUCCGAAUCCUACGGGACAAGUACCAGAAAGGCCGGCUCCACUGCGGUAUCAGUGGCAGGACUUCUCCAUCUUCGCUGCAACAGCAUCUACAGACCAGCCCUCCAUCGCCCCUCUCUCAUCCCGACUACCACAGCCUCCAGGUGUCACCAGAGAAGCUCCGGCAAGAUCUCCAAAAGGAGCUCAACGCAGAUCCUUCGGAGCUGAAGAGCAAGUCCUGGUACCAUGGUAACAUCUCCCGGCAACGAGCUGAUGCCCUGGUUGCCGGGGACGGCGACUUCCUUGUGAGAGACUGCAUCUCGCGCCCAGGAGACUUUGUGUUGACAUGUUGCUGGAAGAGUGUUCCCCUCCACUUCAUGAUAAACGCUUUAGUUGGAGAUUCCCUUCUCGGUGCCCUACCAAAGAUCUAUUAUCAAUUUGAAGAUGAGUCUUUUAACAGUAUUCAGGUCCUAAUUCAUUACUAUCAAUCCAAAGCUAAGCCCGUGACCAACGCAUCAUCCGCUGUGCUAAAGACACCCAUUGCUCGGUCCAUGCCACUCAGUUACUAUGACUCAAAGUAUGGGGCUUUGACAAGCCUCGCAGCAGUUAACAUUUACUCAUCCAGACAGAGCCCAAAAGGAAGCCCUCUUUCCACCCCAACAGGAAGUCCUUUUGGAAGUCCAGGAAUGAACCGAAAAGGUCCCAAACGUACAGGCAGUCAACCCUUGUUGUCUAUGGAUGACAUUGGAGAUGACCGAAGCCGGUCACCAUCAAUGGACCGGUGUGACAGUCUACCGAUGAUCAACACUCCAACCGCCAGCCCCCAGCUGUCCGUGAGGAAGGAGUUCCAGUCUGCGUAUCACCAACGGUCAGGCAGUGAACCCGUGCUGACCCCAAAUGGCGGCCUGGCUCCUUGUCCGCAGAAUGGGACAGAGAAGGGAGGAUCAGAUAGUGACCUGUCCAAACCCCCUCCCCCUAAACCAAGCCGCAUACCUUCCGUGAAGUACAAGCAGCGACCUCUGGUGGAGGUGCGCAACAAGUUCCUGUACGAAGACGAUGGCCGUGAUUACUCUGAUUAUUGCCAGGUGAAGGAGAGUCCGAGCUGGUUGACGGAUAAUCAGAACAAUGUGAUGAACCGCGUGAAGCAGCUGAACAGUGGGGGGAGGCUGGACAAUGACCCCCAGGGGGACAAAGACAUUUAUGAUAAUAAUUUCAACAACCUUAAAAAAACACUUACAAGCACACCCAAUAUGAAAAAAGAUCCAUCAUCGAGAGUGCGACUUUUCUCGGACACCAGGUUUUCCGUGAUUGACACAAGUGACCCGGACUCACCUAUAGACCCCGUGAUCGACGAUCGCGGACCAGAAAGCUGUGUUUAUGAUGUCAAUUACCUCAAGCAAAGGAAAAUUACAACACCGAAGGUCAAAUCUCAUAUGAGUUAUACCCCUUAUGACCUGAGAACAAGUUUGUUGCACAGUGACAAUAAGCCACUGGAUGCUUCUUCGAUGAUCUCAAUCAAGACGAUGGUGUUGGACGGGAGUCCUAAAGUUGUUGCUCAACAUAUGACCAAAGUGGACUUACAAUCGCUCAAUAUUCUGAAGGAACAUGACUUCGGUGUCGGAGUCCAGUCCGGGUUGGAACUUCUGACCUUGCCUCAGGGGAAGCAACUGCGACAGGACUUGAUUGAGAGAUGUCACUGUAUGAAGCUGCUGGUGAUGGUGUCCACGCUGACGUGCACGACGACGAUAGAGCGUGCUCGAAUGACCAGCCAGUGGAUCCAGAUCGCCAGUGAACUCAAGACCACAAUGGGGAACUUGUUUGGUUUUGUCAGCGUCAUGGAAGCCUUGUUGUCACGCCAGAUUCAAAGGCUUCGGGACAUGUGGCUCGUUCUCCGACAGAAUCACACAGGAAGUGCAUACCUGUUCGACACGAAGCUCAAGACUGCGUAUAAUGCCCUUAAUGAUGGUAGCAGUUCUCUCCCCUUGCAAAAUGUGUGUAUUCCUCAUAUAAGCCCGGUGGUACAUUUGUUUGAGCGAGAUCUGGACUCGGUUCUGUGUCUUCUUCCAUGGGAGGAUAUGGACAAAGCGUUGUUCGGUACGGAAAUACUUCUCGCUCAUUUGGACACGGCAAGAAUCAUUGCAUCCCAGUUCGCACUUUACCGCAUCGUCGGGAACUCUGUGCUCAGCGAGAUGAAGGAAAAUAAUGAAAUGAUAGAUGUAUUCAAGACUGAAAUGCAGUUGAGGUUGUUUUGGGGACAGAAAGGUUGUGGGGUCAAUCGAUCAGAUCGCCAUAGCAAGUUUGAGCAACUGUUGACAGUAUUGUCAGAUCGAGCAGAGCCCCCUGGUGACGAGGGAACGGCUGUGUAAUGGCUUCUGUGAGCUUGUGAACAUCGUGCUUGUGAACAUCGUGCUUGUGUAACAACAGCUUGUGUCGAGAUGGUGCUAAUCGGUGUCAUAACAUGGAGCUUGUUGUAAGGAAAGUACCGCGUCUGUUACAUGUUUGCCAAGUUUUGUUUCAGCCAUUUAAUGAUGUUGAUAAUUCAGUUUAUUUUGUCAGUCCAUAUAGUCAGU